Capronia epimyces CBS 606.96 is the source of this 4017-nucleotide messenger RNA. RefSeq lists its product as uncharacterized. The coding region runs from base 1 to 4017 and encodes 1338 amino acids. The transcript has a single exon. Gene Ontology annotation, cellular component: intracellular anatomical structure. The record is from RefSeq and is a predicted model, not a curated record. Gene Ontology annotation, molecular function: protein binding; RNA binding; ATP binding. Lineage: Eukaryota; Fungi; Ascomycota; Eurotiomycetes; Chaetothyriales; Herpotrichiellaceae.
AUGGCACCCAAAAAGGGUUCUGGGACCGGGAAGAAACCCUCCUCAAAAAAGUCGACCCCCACGGUCCCAGAUAGUGAGCACAUUGUGUUCACUAACAAGCAGACUGAAAAAAAGAAAAGAGAUGAAAAGGAACCCGAAGGCCCGCCGCGGCCGGACGCACGGAAGAUCAUAGGAGGCGCAUCUUGGACGGGCAAGCUACCUAUGAACUUCUUGUCAGAGCACUGCCAGCGCCAGAAAUGGAACAAACCAGAAUAUCAAGGCCGCCAGCUACCGACCAGUGCCAACGGUGAGAGCUUGCAUAGAUCCUGGGUUGUGUUGUCCAAGACAGAUCCCAAGACCCGAGAACUCACGAAACUGCCUCCUUUUCAACUGCCAGCGACUCACGCCCAUCUUGCAGACCAGCCGUCUGCUCUUGAGGCACGCCACUUCGCUGCGACAUACGCAUUGUUCCGGGUGUGUAGCAUGAAAAACCUGGCUAUGACAUUGCCUCCAACUUACCGAGACCUUUGGAAAGGUGAAUUCCAACGACUCAAAGAUGAUGACGUCAAGGAAGGCCGGGCAUGGAAAUAUGAUGCCGACCCCUUCGCGGCGGACGCUAAGAGACACGACAUCAAGGGAGCCAUGGAGAAACGGAAACAGGAUCAGGCGACGCAGGCGCUCAAGCUUGACUCACUCAGCCUUGUGCAUCCCGCGUCUUCCAAUGCCAACUUGAAGGGGUGGGGUUAUGCACCAAGGAUCGAGUUAGGCGAGAAUGUCCGCUCACGUAUCGAAGCAAUGAUCAGAACACGAAGCAUUUGGAACCCACAUCAUUUGAGGAUAUCACAUGCAUCAAGAGCAUUGAUCGUGUCCGAUCUCUCCAAGUUUGGAUUUCAAACCAGUCACAUCGAGGAAGCCCUGAACUACUGUGGUAGCCGAGAGGAAGUUCUGGAGUGGCUGCUGACGCAUGUGCCUGAAGACUCUCUGCCUGCGUGGAGCUUCCCACCCGGCUAUAGUGCUGGAGUCAGUUUGGUGAACAGUGAUUUGGCGAUGGAUGCAAAAUUAAACCGGCUGGCUGAGGGUGGCUACUCGACUCAGCUUUGCAUCCAGGCUUUGCGCGACAAUGAUGGCGAUGAAGGGCUGGCUCUGGAAGCGCUUCAGGCACGCCUGGUGCCUCCGAGACCGGAAAGCCUGGAGUUUACCGCAUUAGAUGGGGAUAUCUGGGCCGAAGAAAUGACGACCCUAGAAGCCAUUCUCGACGAGCGAUUCACGUUGGAGGGGCCCAAUAAAUGCUCGAUUCAAGCAGACCAAACAUCCAACCUGCCGGCGGUAUUUCACUUUCGUCGCCCUAUCACCGGGUAUCCAGCAUCGUCCCCACCUGUGAUCUUGGUCGAAGCUCCCACGCUACCAAGUUAUGUCCGCCUGAGCAUUACAAAGAAGGCAAUCAUCCAUGCACAGGAGAACCUUCUUGGGGACCAGAUGAUAUUUAGCCUAUUGGAGUGGCUUGAAACUUCAAUACCGAGCAUCAUCGCAAACCCUGGCCGGCUGAGUGAUUUGGAAAUCGUAUCUCCUUCGCUGAAAGGUCAGCCUCAUAUCCCUGACACCGAGGCACAGCCUGCGGCACAUAGUGGCAGGACGAGAGAUCGAGCUCAUCUCAAAGAGGUGCGAUCCAACAAAGCGAUACUUGACGAAUGGACGAUCCGGCAACGCUCGGAGAGACAGGAGAAAAUGAACGCCGCCCGAAGGACACUUCCCGCAUGGUCUAAAAAAGCCGCUAUCAUCGAGGCAGUCAGUCGAGCUCAAGUUACACUCAUCACGGGCGAGACGGGUUCAGGAAAGAGUACACAAGCCAUCCAAUUCAUUCUGGACGAUGCCAUCCAGACCAUGAAGGGAGCUUCAACUAAUCUCAUCUGCACUCAACCAAGGCGGGUCGCUGCGCUGUCGCUCUCCGACCGUGUCAGUACAGAAAGAUGCACCAACGAAGGAGGUGAGGUUGGAUAUACCAUAAGAGGCGACUCCAAGGUGUGCUCGAGGACCAAAAUCACCUUCAUGACGACUGGUGUUCUUCUUCGCCAAUUGCAGAACUCGAAAGGCAUCAACUCUGCACUGGAAAAUGUCAGCCAUGUCUUUGUGGACGAAGUGCACGAACGGUCUCUGGACACAGACUUCCUACUGGCUUUACUGCGUGGGGCGAUGGCAGCACUUCCUCAACUCAAAAUUGUGCUGAUGAGUGCGACGCUCAACGCGGACACCUUUGCCGCAUAUUUUGGUGGUGAUAGUGUCGUGAGCAGAGUCCACAUCGAGGGCCGUACGUACCCGGUGCAGGAUUACUACCUUGAUGAUGUGGUACGCCUUUUAAACAAGGGAACUCGGCGGGGCACUGAUGACACAGAAAGCCCCUCUCAGCUAGAUGUCGGCAAGGCUAUCCAGAGCUUGGGAAUGGGCAUCAAUUACCAGCUGAUUGCAUCUCUAGUGCAUAGCAUUGAUGAACAACUGGGCGCUUCUACUGGAGGUAUCUUGAUAUUCAUGCCUGGCACAAUGGAGAUCGAUCGUUGCCUUAGGAUGCUGAGUGACUCGACAAAGAUCCACGGCCUACCGCUCCAUGCGUCUCUGACACCUGCUAACCAGCGGCUGGUCUUCAGAGCGGCGCCUCGCGGUAAACGGAAGGUAGUGGUGGCCACUAAUGUCGCAGAGACGUCGAUCACGAUCGAAGACAUUGUCGCUGUGAUCGACUCGGGGAAAGUCAAGGAGACACACUACGACCCCGUUUCAAACGUCGUCCGCCUUGAAGAGGUGUGGGCAUCCCAGGCGGCGUGCAAGCAACGGCGCGGUCGAGCCGGCAGAGUGCAAGCGGGAAAAUGCUACAAGUUGUUCACCAAGAAUGUUGAGGCCAGCAUGGCUCCCGCCGCCGCACCAGAAAUGCACCGGACACCGCUGGAGCAGCUUUGUCUCUCAGUCAAAGCGACCGGAUCGGACCGCAAUGUCGAAGAAUUCCUAGCUAGCACCAUCUCGCCACCCGAUAGUCGCGCCAUCGCUACGGCCAUGAAGACGCUGCGGCGGAUGGGAGCGUUGGAAGACGACAGCCUGACAGGUCUGGGAACGUAUUUGGCCAUGAUCCCCGCCGACCUCCGAUGCGCCAAGUUGCUGGUCUACGGCGUUCUGUUCGACUGCCUGGAGCCAUGCCUGACCGUCGCCGCAAUCCUGACUACGAAGAGCCCUUUCGCCUCUCCGAGGGACAAGCGCGAUGAAGCAAAGCAGGCGCGAACAUCGUUCCCCGUAUCCGACGGAGACUUGUUGCUUGACGGUGCUGCGUUCGAGCAGUGGAAAGACCUCUCUUCCAGUCUUGGAUACAGAGACCUGCAGGAGUGGUGUUCAGCCAAGUUUCUCUCGCAACAAACACUGCGCGAUAUCGACUCGACACGGCGCCAGCUGCUCGACUCCCUGAUUGAAACGGGUCUCCUGCCAGCCGGAUACCGCGCCGACUCUUCCUCGUCGCACAACCACAAUAGACGCAACACCAUGCUCCUCCGGGCCCUCAUCGCCGGCGCACUGAACCCGCAGAUCGCGCGCAUCCAGAUGCCAGACAAGAAGUACAUCGCAUCGAUGACGGGCGCCAAAGAACUUGACCCGGACGCCCGUACCAUCAAAUACUUCAAUGAAGAGAACGGGCGUGUUUUUGUGCAUCCGAGCAGCGUUCUAUUCGAUGCCCAGGGCUACUCCGGUGCGGCGGCGUUUGUGAGCUACUUUGCCAAAAUGGAGACGAGCAAGACCUUCAUCAGAGACCUUACACCCUUGAAUUCUUACGCGCUUCUGCUCUUUGGCGGACCUAUUGAGGUACAGACCUCUGGCGCAGGCAUCUUGGUGGAUGGCUGGCUGAAGUUGCGCGGAUGGGCUAGGAUCGGUGUCUUGGUCUCCAGGUUGCGGGCUCUUCUAGACGAGCAGCUGAGGAAGCGCAUCGACACGCCGAGCGCCGUGGGCGAUGACGGCGGGCUUUUCGACAUUGUGAGGCAUCUUGUCGAGUUGAACGGCCAGGAUAAAUGA